Brienomyrus brachyistius is the source of this 2854-nucleotide messenger RNA. Its product is annotated as insulin-like growth factor-binding protein 2-A. The record is from RefSeq and is a predicted model, not a curated record. Gene Ontology annotation, cellular component: extracellular region. Gene Ontology annotation, biological process: regulation of insulin-like growth factor receptor signaling pathway. Gene Ontology annotation, molecular function: insulin-like growth factor I binding; insulin-like growth factor II binding. Lineage: Eukaryota; Metazoa; Chordata; Actinopteri; Osteoglossiformes; Mormyridae. Bases 238 to 1092 code for a protein of 284 amino acids. The transcript is spliced from 4 exons.
ACACUGCUGCACCUCGACGGAAACUAGGGUCGUCAUUAAACCUAGAAGCUUUCGCGAGCGUCAUCGCAUAUUACAGUAGGUCUAGCCAGCAAGGAUGGGAGGGAAACAUGACCGAUGGUAGGACCCUGCAGCCCGUCGCUGGACCGCGCUGCUUUUCUCCACACUUCACCUGUUUGCACACACAGUCGCGCUUCUCCACCUGAAACCUACGGAGAUCUCUUUCGGUGUUUCUGAGAUAUGAUCUGGAGCAUGCAUGUCGCUUACGCCUUAAUGCUGAGCCUGGCCGUGCGUCGGGUCGACCUGUCCGGGGAGGUGGUAUUCCGGUGCCCCAGCUGCAGCGCCGAGCGCCAGGCGGAGUGCCCGGAGCUGACUGGGAGCUGCGCAGAGGUGGUGCGGGAGCCAGGCUGCGGCUGCUGCCCCGUGUGCGCUCGGCGCCUCGGCGAGCUCUGUGGUGUCUACACGCCGCGCUGCUCCAGCGGCUUGCGCUGCUACCCGGAGCCGGGCUCCGACCUGCCGCUGGAGCAGCUCGUGCAAGGGCUGGGGACCUGCGGACGUAGGGUGGAAGCAGAGCCCACGGGAGGUCCGGAGCGCCAUGAGAGCAGUGUGCAGGCCCAGGACCCAAUGGAGGGGGCUCAGACAGAGGUACCUGCCAUAAAGAGGCCACCCAAGGACAGCCCAUGGGGGGGGGCCAAGAAGGCUGCGAUGUGGCUGCACAGGCAGGAAAUGAAGAGCAAAAUGAAACUGAGCAAAGUGGAUGAUGGCAAAUCACCUUGCCUGAAGCCAGCCGGGCAGACCCAAUGUCAGCAGGAAUUGGACCAGGCUCUGGAGCGGAUCUCCAAGAUGCCCUUCAGUCAGACCCGAGGGCCUCUGGAGGACCUCUAUGCGGUGCACAUCCCAAACUGUGACAAAAAGGGGCAGUACAACUUGAAGCAGUGUAAGAUGUCAGUCGCUGGACAGAGAGGUGAGUGCUGGUGCGUGAACCCCUACACGGGCCGACAGAUCCCGGAUUCCCCCAUGGUGAGGGGCAACCCCAACUGCAGCCAGUACCUUGGCGGUCUGGAAACAGAGCCACCGAUACCCCUGCGAAAAUAGCUCAAUAGCUUCACCCACUUCCAGGAGCCCAGAAACUGGGGCCUAGGCAUGUCCCAAUGGAUGUGGAAGAAGAAUGGAUGUGUGUGUCUAUCUCUUUGUGGGCAUAGCUGUGACUGUAUGCUGCUCUAUCUUCUCAUCCCCAUGUUCCUGUGUUCUUCUCUGUACAUAUGAGUGGUGGUAAGUGGAAAGGAGAAGCUAGGAUACUUGGAGUCCGCAGCCUGAUCAGACUGAAGACGUGUGCUCAUUACCCUCCUUCUUGCUCCUUUUUAUAAUUGCAUCCUGUUGUCUUGAUAACUCAGGCAUCCCAAGGCCUAUUUGUUCAGCUGUCCUAGUUCAAGCCUCGGGCCUUUCAUGUUUGUUCAGCCGCAGUAAAGCUUGAGGGUAAUUAUAUCCUACAUACUGCACAGGCCAGCUUGGUCCUAUAUAUUAGCAAAGGUAUGCCUCCAACCAGCCAUACACCAACCAGUCAGUCUGUUAUGAAUGAUUGCCCAUCCAGGUUUUGCAGGCAAAGUAUCUGUCCAUCACAGAAUAAAACGGUACGUUCAUUUAACAGUUAUACUAUAAUUAAUCAUAAUUAAAGAAAGUUUAAUUAUAAAAAGAAAGUUGAAUGCAGUUUUAGGUCUAGAGCUGCAGGCAGGAUGGGCUGGACAUUAAAGCCAAGUGAUCCAUGUAUCCCCACAAGUAAACUCUGUAACAGAUGCACAUAAUACAAGGCUAACAGAGGAGUAUUAUCAUAGCAGAGUAUCUAUCAUUGACUAUCCCCUAUUGUGUCUGUCAGUACCGGUAGGUUACCAUUGACUAUCCCCAUUCAUGUCUUUCAGUGUCAGUAUGUUACCAUUGACUAUCCCCAUUCAUGUUUUUCAGUACUGAUGUGUUACUGUUGACUAUCUCCAGUUGUUUCAGUCCCUACUAGUAUGCUGUUGUUGUCUAUCCCCAAUCAUGUCCAACAGUACUAGUAUGUUACUAUUGACUAUACCCAGUCAUGUUCAUCGGUGCUGGUAUAUUACCAAUGAUUGUCCCCAAUCAUGGCCAUCAGUACUGGUAUGUUAUCCUUGACUGUCACCAAUCAUGUCUGUCACUACCGGUAUGUUUACUGUUGACGUUCUUCAGUAGUGUCUAUAAGUAUCAGUAUGUUAUCAUUUACUAUUCCUACUACAUUGACUAUCCCUACUAACCAGUAUGAUUAUCGUUGACCAUCCCCAUUCAUGUAUGUCAGGAUGAGUAUGUGUCCAUUGGUUAGCUCCAGUCACAUCUGUCAGUACAAGUAUUUUACCAUUUACUAUUCACAUUCAUGUCUGUCAGUUCCAGUAUGUUACUGUUGACUUCUCUGAAUUGUGUGAUCGUUCCAGUGUAGCUCGAGCUUAUGAUCAGCAGAUAUUUCACCUGACGGUUUGACUGUUACCAUGGAGUGGCCUUAUUGACACAACCUCUUAGUUGAAGUGAUCCCACUGCAGGCGCACAUUAUGAGCUAUCGGCUAAGACCCACAUGGGCGUGAGCAAACUCUCCGAUCCAUCCGCGUGACACUAGGAAACUCUGCAGGAUGAUGAGAGACUUGUUUGUCCUGCAUGUGUCCUGCAGGGGCCUCUGUGUUCUCUAGAAAGCUGUUCUGUACAUAGUACUACGGCUGAAUGCAAAUGGGUAAAAUGCUUUUUACUUAUGAAAGACCAAGUGACUUAUUAAUGUAUUAGAUCAUGUUUAGUUAUACAGCAUUACAGAUACCUAUGUUUAAUACAGUCUCUCAUUAAAUACACCCCGUCUCUA